CACACUGUCUCCCCCGGCCCGGUAACCGGGGGAGUGACGGCGCCGGCGAGGCCCGAGGCAGGUAUCUUGAGGACAUCAUGAAUUGGAAUAAAGGCGGACCUGGUACUAAGAGAGGCUUUGGUUUUGGUGGAUUUGCCAUAACACCUGGAAAGAAGGAGGAACCGAAGCUCUCUCAGCAGUCUCACAGUGCUUUUGGAACAGCUGGUUCUUCUGCUGCAUUCUCAAAAUCCGGACCUCCACAGCUGCCUUCUUUUUAUAAAAUUGGGUCAAAGCGAGCAAAUUUUGAUGAAGAGAAUGCAUACUUUGAGGAUGAAGAGGAAGAGAACAGCAAUGUUGACCUGCCGUAUAUUCCUGCAGAAAAUUCCCCCACUCGCCAUCAGCUUCAUUCCAAAUCCGCAGACUCUGACAGYGAUGAUGAUCCUCUGGAGGCAUUCAUGGCUGAAGUGGAGGAUCAAGCUGCUCGAGACAUGAAGAGACUUGAAGAUAAAGACAAGGAGAAAAAGAGUGCAAAGGGUAUUCGAGAUGACAUUGAAGAGGAAGAUGACCAAGAAGCUUAUUUUCGCUACAUGGCCGAAAAUCCCACCGCUGGUGUGGUACAAGAAGAGGAGGAGGAUAACCUUGAGUAUGACAGUGAUGGGAAUCCAAUUGCACCAUCCAAAAAAAUCAUUGAUCCUCUUCCACCUAUUGACCAUUCAGAGAUUGAAUAUCCACCGUUUGAGAAAAAUUUCUAUGAUGAGCAUGAAGAAAUCACCAGUCUCACCCCACAGCAAGUGGUAGAGUUGCGUCAUAAACUAAAUCUGCGGGUCUCUGGUGCUGCUCCUCCACGGCCUGGUAGCAGUUUUGCUCAUUUUGGUUUUGAUGAGCAACUUAUGCAUCAAAUUAGGAAAUCUGAGUAUACCCAGCCCACUCCUAUACAAUGUCAGGGUGUUCCAGUUGCACUGAGCGGCAGAGAUAUGAUUGGAAUAGCUAAGACUGGAAGUGGAAAAACAGCAGCCUUCAUUUGGCCGAUGCUGAUUCACAUCAUGGAUCAAAAGGAGCUUGAACCGGGAGAUGGUCCGAUUGCUGUGAUCGUAUGUCCGACCAGAGAGCUUUGCCAACAGAUACAUUCUGAAUGUAAACGUUUUGGGAAAGCGUAUAAUCUACGCUCUGUAGCUGUGUAUGGAGGAGGAAGCAUGUGGGAGCAAGCCAAAGCCCUCCAGGAGGGGGCAGAAAUAGUUGUCUGCACACCAGGUCGUUUGAUUGAUCAUGUGAAAAAGAAAGCUACGAACCUUCAGAGAGUCACUUACCUUGUAUUUGAUGAAGCAGACAGAAUGUUUGAUAUGGGUUUUGAAUAUCAGGUCAGAUCAAUUGCAAGCCACGUACGUCCAGACAGACAGACCCUCUUGUUCAGUGCCACUUUUCGUAAGAAGAUUGAGAAAUUGGCCCGUGAUAUUCUCAUUGAUCCAAUUCGAGUCGUGCAGGGAGACAUUGGAGAGGCAAAUGAAGAUGUUACUCAAAUUGUGGAGAUUUUCCCCUCUGGCCCUAGCAAAUGGAACUGGCUGACUCGGCGCCUUGUGGAGUUCACGUCUUCUGGGAGUGUUCUCCUCUUUGUCACCAAGAAGGCAAAUGCAGAAGAGCUGGCCAAUAACCUCAAGCAGGAGGAUCAUAAUCUGGGGCUGCUUCAUGGUGACAUGGAUCAGAGUGAGAGGAAUAAAGUCAUCUCAGAAUUUAAGAAGAAGGGGAUCCCAAUACUGGUAGCAACUGAUGUGGCAGCUCGUGGAUUGGACAUUCCUUCCAUUAAGACCGUGAUCAACUACGAUGUGGCCCGGGACAUAGACACGCACACUCACAGGAUCGGUCGCACUGGCAGAGCAGGCGAGAAGGGAGUAGCCUACACACUGUUGACUCCAAAAGACAGUAACUUUGCUGGUGAUCUUGUCAGAAAUUUGGAAGGAGCUAAUCAACACGUUUCCAAAGAGCUGUUGGAUCUUGCAAUGCAGAACCCAUGGUUCCGGAAAUCCCGUUUCAAAGGAGGAAAAGGCAAGAAGCUGAAUAUUGGGGGAGGUGGCUUAGGAUACCGUGAACGUCCUGGUCUGGGAUCAGAAAGUUCUGACCGUGGAAACAACAGCAGUGUGAUGAGUAACUAUGAGGCCUACAAGCCAUCCUCAGGGGCGAUGGGAGACAGACUUACAGCAAUGAAAGCAGCUUUUCAGUCCCAAUAUAAGAGCCACUUCGUUGCUGCAAGCCUUAACAACCAAAAGACGGGUAGCUCGGCCGCUGGCGCUAGCGGCUGGACCAGCGCCGGGAGCUUGAAUUCGGUCCCGACGAGUUCAGCGCAGCAAAGUGCUGCCAACGCCGAGGGCUCCAUCGCAGCUGCAGCCAAAGGUGUGCCAGGCUUCACCAGCUCUGGGAAUCUGAGCAGYGUUCCCACCUUCCCAAGCGUUGGAAUACAGGGCUUCAACAGCGCAAAUGCCAGCAGCAACAGUCGGGAAGGCAUCAAUGGUGGCGGUGGUGGUGGUGGCAGGGAACGAUGCAAUGACAACCGGAAUAAUCGCCACAACGAUGUUCAGCGCCGUGCGGAGGAAGGUCCUGGGCGCUACAACGAUGCUCAGCGCCAGGGAGAGGGGGGCGGUCGCCAUGCAGAUGGCUACCGCCACGGUGACAGCCGGCACGGGGACAGCCAUCGCCACAGUGAAAACCGGCACCUUCCGGAUCCAAGUGGUGGCAAUCGCAAUAACGGUGAGAGCAGGAAUAGCAAUGAAGAGAGGAACAACGAGAACAGGAACGGGGAGAACAGGAAGGAAGGCAGCAGCCGAGACAACAAGACAGAUGGUUUUGCUGUCCCCGAGCCCCCAAAGCGCAAGAAGAGCCGAUGGGACAGUUAAAAGCUGGUGCUUGGCAGCCUGGAAUCCCUGCAGGUAGUGAUAUUGUUUUCCAGAGGAUUUCUUGGUCUUUGGGGUGACUGGUUUUUGAGCAGCUGAGGGAGGAGAAAACCGUGCAAACUCCCCAUGUAAAGGCCGGUACAUCUGCGGGCAGCUCCACUCUAAUGACGUGUACAUGCAACGCCUAGUCAAAGAGGAAUCACUUUGAUAAAACUCCCCGGAUUCUGCUUUCCAGCAUUCACUGCUCAAGGAUUCUGUGCUGGAUUUAAACAGGACUUGUUGGCAUGAAAGAGACUGUUGGUUUCACAUCUGUGGGACACUGAGAAACUGUUGUCCAUGCAAGUUUAAAGUUGUCUUUUUCUUAAUCAGCGUGCACAUUUAAAAACCUGUCCAUUUAGAGGUGCUCAGGACCCACCUGUUAAACAUUAACCUUCCGGCAAUUUGUUCAGUACAGUGAAUUCUUCUGCAAUCUAUUCUCUCCAUGUAUUCUCUCAUUCCCAAAUACUUUGGUCUCCAGGUUACUCCCUAUGUCUCUCCCCAUUCAAUUAAGAAUAGAUAAAUUUGUGUUGCUGCAGGUGGGAUAGAGCAAGCUGAUUUUUUCUUUCCUUUUUAUUUUAUUUUUUACCUGAAGCUGCUCAAACAACCCCCAUCCCAGCUCACCCUGGCGCUGUGUGUAGAGCAGGAUGGAGCCCCUGGCUUGGUGGUGGUCGGUGUGUCGCUCUCAUUGCCCACGUGGCUUUUUCUCCUACAGCCCCUCUUCUCCCCAGAUAACCUUCAUCUUGGUGGAGCCUGCAUAGCAAAUGACUCUGCGGUGCCUAUUCACCCUCUGUUAUGAGAGGGCCAAGUGCUUUCAUCAAAGGAGAAACAAAAAAGGGAAAGAAAAAAUAUUCCCCUCUAGUCAAAGGCUGAUGCCCCCCCGUGAAGCUAAAUGAAGGGACCUGCUGCUGAGAAGCCUGUAGGGAGAACCUGAAAAGUGUUUGAAGUGGAACAGCUCAAAUAUAACCCCGUAUUGGACACAUGUAGUUAAAACUGUAAAAUUUGGCUUGACCAUUUU
Nothoprocta perdicaria is the source of this 3915-nucleotide messenger RNA. RefSeq names its product DEAD-box helicase 42 (gene DDX42). Bases 78 to 2864 code for a protein of 928 amino acids. The transcript has 19 exons. The record is from RefSeq and is a predicted model, not a curated record. NCBI's taxonomy places the organism in Eukaryota, Metazoa, Chordata, Aves, Tinamiformes, Tinamidae. Gene Ontology annotation, molecular function: RNA binding; ATP binding; RNA helicase activity.